ACGGCUGUAACGAAUCUAUUAGCAAUCGAACGUUUCUGAUUUUCGAUUUGCAGCGAUAUAAACCUUCUCUCUCCUUCGCUUUCAUAAACCCUUACCAUACCCUAACCUGAAAUUUUUAGGGUUUUAGUCAGUCCCCGAGUUGAGAGAAGGAUCGAGCUAUACCGAAGGUUAUUGCAAUGGCUUUCUUUAGUAAACUUGGGAAUAUACUCAGGCAAUCUGCAACUAAGCAGAUUAGUUCUGAAGUGUCUCCCUUUAAGCUCUCCAUGUCCCAAGCGGUAAGAUGCAUGUGUUCAAUGGCAAGUUCAAAGCUUUUUAUUGGAGGUAUAUCAUAUCAGACAGAUGAACAAAGUUUAAGGGAAGCUUUUGCAAAGUAUGGUGAGAUUGUUGAUGCAAGAAUUAUUGUUGAUCGUGACACUGGUAGAUCCAGAGGAUUUGGAUUUGUCACUUUCACUUCUAGUGAAGAGGCAUCCAGUGCUAUCCAGGCUUUGGAUGGACAGGAUCUUCAUGGUCGACGAGUAAGGGUGAAUUAUGCCACUGAUAGGCGUGCUGGAGGUGGUGGUGGCUACGGUGGCGGCGGCUACGGAGGUGGCGGCUACGGUGGCGGUGGCUAUGGUGGCGGUGGCGGUGGCUACGGAGGUGGUGGUGGCUAUGGAGGUGGCGGUGGCUACUCUGGAGGUGGAGGUGGUUAUGGUGGUGCUGCUGCUGGGGGGAGCUAUGGAGGCAGUGGUGGUGGUGAUAGCUUCGGAAGUGGAGGAAGUUAUGGUGCAAGUAGUGGUGCCAGUUAUGGUGGAAAUUCAGUUGACUAUGGUAACAACACUGGGAGUUACAAUGCCGCUGCUGGUGCCCCCAGCACAGAUAACUUCUCUGGCAGUUUUGGUGGCAGUGGAAAUUUUGGUGUUGGAUAUGAUGCAAGUACUGGUAGCAGUGGAAAUGCUGGUGGGGACGAUUCUUUCGGAGAUAACAAACCAGAUGCUCCUUUGGAAGGAAGUUACAGGGACGACGAUGAUACUAAUGACUUUGCCAAAAGAGCUUGAGAAAAGAAAUUAAUGGUGGGGAGUGGUGCAUAUUGCUUUCUUUCAAUGUUAAGUAGACUGCUCGUUCUUUUCCUCCCCUCUCUUAUAAUUCUUUUCUUUUUUGUUAUAGCUUGUUAGUGUCUUCGACCCCCUUUGUGACCGAAUUGUUUAUUUUAUUUUUUUUGGUUUUGGCUCUCAGACUUGGACUACAGAUGCAGGGUUAUAGACUGCUCCCUAUGAUAAAAUCUGAAAUAAUUCUGUUUUUAAGGGUUAUAACGAAGAUGUGCAUUUGGUGAACUGAAUUUGUUUUUGGAUACUUCACAAGAGUUAAUAUAUGCAGUGUAAUCAAUCAAUUUAAGAAUAUUGGUUCGCUUAUUUUUCUUCU
Molecule: messenger RNA, 1398 nt
Organism: Cannabis sativa
Lineage: Eukaryota; Viridiplantae; Streptophyta; Magnoliopsida; Rosales; Cannabaceae
Product: glycine-rich RNA-binding protein blt801
Exons: 5
Coding region: 177-1034 (285 amino acids)
Molecular function (GO): RNA binding
Source: RefSeq, a predicted model, not a curated record